AUGAGUGGUGAACAGAAUUCAUUCCAAGCACCCAAACCAAGUGAGGUCAUUGAGCUCCUUAAAGUUUGCGGAAAGCUCAAGAGAACUGCAAGGACAGGAUGGGUCCGAAAAGGUGUUCAGAAUUAUGAGAGUGUAGCUGAGCACUCGUGGCGCAUCACCUUGCUGCCGAUGUUUCUUUCCAAUAGGAAUGAUGUCGACCAUGUGCGAUGCAUGAAAAUCGGGCUGGUUCAUGAUCUUGCAGAAGCACUGGUCGGCGAUAUCACUCCACAUUGUGGUGUUUCAGAUCAGGAAAAGUUCAAGUUAGAAUCUGAAGCCAUGUCCAAGAUCAAAUCUCUUGUUCCUGGUAGUCGGAUCGGAGAGGAAAUCGUAGAAUUGUGGAAUGAGUAUGAAGCUGGCGAAACCAAGGAAGCUAAGGUGGUGAAGGAUUUCGACAAGUUUGAAAUGAUCUUGCAAGCUGAAGAGUAUGAGGCAGAGCAAGGCGUGGACUUGUCUGAGUUCUUUGAGAGCACAAAAGGAAAGAUCAGGCAUGGUGAAAUCAAGACCUGGGAAGAAGAACUGAGGAAAUCCAGAGACAUUCGACGGGGCGAGACUGAGAAGUGA
Guillardia theta CCMP2712 is the source of this 600-nucleotide messenger RNA. RefSeq lists its product as hypothetical. Gene Ontology annotation, molecular function: 5'-deoxynucleotidase activity. NCBI's taxonomy places the organism in Eukaryota, Cryptophyceae, Pyrenomonadales, Geminigeraceae. The record is from RefSeq and is a predicted model, not a curated record. Gene Ontology annotation, cellular component: cytoplasm. The transcript is spliced from 7 exons. The coding region runs from base 1 to 600 and encodes 199 amino acids.